CGUAAGCGGCGCGCGAUCACCGCAGUCGGGCCUGGAUGUUGGAAGGAGCGACUCGGACUAACAAAAUUUCAUCAAAAUUUUCACCGGACACCACAGUGCCUUCAACCACAAUCAUAUUCAUCACCUUGACAUUUGACCUUUGACCUCACACUCUCACAACCAACUUCCACCAUGCCCAACGUUGAUGCAGCUUUCUCUGGGGUGGGCAAGAAGGAAGGGCUCAAGAUCUGGCGGAUCGAGCAGCUCAAGGUCGUUGCCAUUCCGCCUGAAACUUAUGGGCAAUUCCACAAGGGCGACUCUUACAUCUGUCUCAAGACUACCAAGAAAGGAAAUGGCUUCAGUUGGAACAUUCAUUUCUGGCUGGGAUCUGAAACAUCACAGGAUGAGGCAGGAGUUGCAGCCUACAAGACGGUGGAGUUAGACGACUAUUUGGGCGGUGGCCCUGUACAGCACAGAGAAGUAGAACAAACGGAAUCAUCAGAAUUCAUGUCAUAUUUUCCCAAGGGAAUCAAGUAUCUGGAGGGUGGAGUUAAGUCGGGCUUCAAGAAAGUGGACAAGGACAAGUUCACCAAGAAGAUGUACAUCGUCAAAGGAAAACGUAACAUCAGGGUCAAUCAGGUGCCUUGUACGUGGGAGAGUCUUAACAAUGGAGAUGUUUUCAUCUUUGACCUUGGAAAUCAUAUCAUCGUUUGGAAUGGUCCGCAGUCCAGCAGAACAGAACGCAUGACGGGAACGCAAACUGCCAAAGGUAUACGAGAUGAUGAGAAGGGGGGCAAGGCCAAGGUUCUCUUUGUGGACAAUGAUAAAUUUGAUCCCGAGACGCUGAAGGUCUGUGAAGCAAAGAACGCCCUCGGUCCCCGUGGUGGAGUGAAGCCUCAGGCCGCCAAGGACGAUGACGAGAGAUUCUCUCGGAAGCAAGCUUCGCAGACCAGGCUCUACAAGGUUUCUGAUGAGAGCGGUUCUCUGGUUGUGACUGAAAUCUGCAGUGCUCCACUUGAACAGAACAUGCUCAAUAGCAAGGACUGCUUCAUCGUUGACCAGGGGCAUUGUGGAAUAUUUGUAUGGAAAGGGAAGGGCUCCACCAAACAAGAAAGAAAGAGUGCCUUCAGCAAUGCUCAGGGUUUCAUCAAGGCCAAGCAGUACCCAGAGAAGACACCUGUUACAGUCAUCAAUGAAAACAGUGAGACCACAGCAUUCAAGGCCAUCUUCAAAGGAUGGAAGGAUCCUGGAGACACAAAGGGUCUAGGAAAGACUCACACCACUGGUAACAUAGCUCAUGUAAAGAAGGAAAAGUUUGAUGCCAGCUCUCUCCAUAAGAUCAAGACCUCUGACAUCGACUCCAACCCCAAUAUGGCUUCCAGAACUGGCAUGUAUGAUGAUGGAUCUGGUAAAAUUGAGGUUUAUAGGAUAGAGAACUUUGAGCCUAAGGUUCAAGACAAAGAACUACAUGGCCAAUUCUUCGGAGGAGACUCGUACAUAGUCAAGUAUACUUACAAGCAGGGCGGUAGGGAGAGAUACCUCCUUUACUACUGGCUGGGUCUGACUUCAUCCCAGGAUGAGCAAGGAGCAGCAGCCCUUCACACUACUCAAAUGGAUGAUAAACUCAAUGGAGCUGCUGUACAAAUCCGAGUCGUUCAGGGCAAAGAACCCCAACACUUCCUCCAACUUUUCAAAGGCAAGAUGAUCAUCCAUCUGGGCGGUUGCGAGAGUGGAUUUAAGCACGUCGACGAGGAGGAAGCGGGGAAAUCCAGUGGGUUCAAGAACCAGCAGGGGGAGGAUAAGAAGGCCAACAAAGUGAGAAUGUACCAAGUGAAAGGAACAAAUGAAUACAAUACAAGGGCUGUAGAGGUUGAAUCCUCGGCCAAGUCACUCAACUCUAACGAUAUCUUUGUUGUCAAAGGACCCAAAACGCUCUACAUCUGGGCAGGCAAGGGUGGCAGUGGAGAUGAAAGAGAACUAGGUAAAAAGGUGGCCAGCACUCUGCAACCAAAGUGUCCAUACUCCCUUAUAGCUGAAGGAAAGGAGACGGCAGAAUUCUGGGAGGCCAUUGGAGGAAAGCAGGAAUAUGCAUCAAGUCCACGUCUCCAGGAGGAAGCACCAUCUCAACCUCCUAGGCUGUUCCAAUGUUCCAAUGCAACAGGUAACUUCAGGGUGGAGGAGAUUAGCAAUUUCACACAGCAAGAUCUAAUAGUGGAUGAUGUCAUGCUCUUAGACGCUUACAAUGAAAUAUAUGUCUGGGUUGGUGCUGGUGCAAAUGCAGAAGAAAAGAAACAAGUCCUGGUAACAGCAAAGGAAUACCUUGCGACGGAUCCUAGUGGUCGUGACUUUGAUAACACACAACUCAUCCAGGUCAAGCAGGGCUUUGAACCAGUGACCUUCACUGGUUGGUUCAUGGCAUGGGAUAACAAAUACUUCCAGAGUAUGCAAACGGAAGAUCAGAUGAGACAAGAGCUUGCCAAACAGAACGCUGCUGUCGUUAUUGACUUGAAAAAAGUCAAGAAAGCGGCUGAAGAACAAGAAGACAGUUUUGAGAACUGUCCCAAGUACUCCCUCGAUCAACUAAAGGCCAAGGAACUUCCAGAAGGAGUCAAUGCCAGCAAGAAAGAAAAAUACUUGUCAAAGGAAGAUUUUGAGAAGCUCUUUGGUAUGCCUUAUGAGAAAUACGCCACGAUUCCAAAGUGGAAACAGGACAAUCUGAAAAAGAAAGCCGGCGUGUAUUAAUCAACAGUGUCCUAGCAACAUUCAGUGUAUAUUUAGAUUACAUGUAUGUUUUUUUUUCUUACACUGUAUCUAUAGGCAAGAUGAAAUCUUAUAAUAUAUAUGAAGUGUGAGUUGAAUCCUCAAUCCCACCUUCCAGUCGAGGUGUGCCUGGACAAGAUGCAAUGAGGUUUUUUGAGGGUUAGGGGGUUUGUGUAACUCCAUCGCAUGGGUAUAUAGAGAUGUUUGAGGCUCUUGUAAAAAUGUUUUUUUGUUGUAUCCUUACGCCCACCUUUUUGUUGUGCUUUCGCUGUUCAGUGUAGAAGGUAGCGAUCUAGCUUAGCUGAUGCUCUUCACACCUUUAGAGUUAUGUUUCAGUAAGAUAAUUAAUGGUACCAAUGUGGGGUACUAAAUCAUUAAUGGACCAGACUUUAAAAAAUGUAUUUAGUGUAAAUCGUGGAUAUGUUUAGAAUUUACACAGAAACAGAACCUCAAAAUAUCAAAUGUGAAUUUCACAUGAGCGAUAUGAGAGUUAAUAUAAGAGUGAUACUUCCCUUUUACAGAAAAAAAUAAAUUACUCGGAUAUUCAAGGAAAACAAUUCUACUUAAUACUCUUGUCCAGUCUUUCAUAUCAGUCCUUCCGUAUGAAACCACCUAAAAACCUGAUAGUAAUGCAUAGUUAGUUUUGCAUUAUGUUAUGAAAUAUAAUUUAUUUGCUGCAACAAUUGUGUGGUCCUAACGAGGCAUAUAUAUAGUUUGCUCUGAGUAUAAAAUACUGCUAAGGUUGCUGUUAGAUAAUUACAAUAUUUCAUUUCAGUUUCCUACCUUAUUGUGUGACUGUGCUGUGUAUAUUUCAGUUUCGUAUUUUUCAUAUAUUUUUCUGUCUUUAUUUGUCUUGUCAUUCAUCAUACUAAAUGUAUUGCCAUGGCAACCAAGUUAUCAAAUAGUAAACAGUAAAUGAACAGAUUUCAUGGAGUAAAAUUUUUAACUACACAUGCAUGUUAUUUCACAUGGGUUCUGUGAUCAUAAAUAUGUAUAAGUGCAUGUUUUGAUGUCAACAGGUGAUGUAAUUGGAAACAGAAAUCACCUGUUCACAACUUAAUAAGUGGAUCAACUUUUGAUAAAAGAUAUUCAAUAUGAGAUGUUAUAUUGGGUCUUUCAUGUGAUAAUUCAACCCAAAGUGCUUUAUCAAUUUUAUAUUUAUAUUAAUGCCAUUUAUAAACGAAAAUAAAAUUAUUCAAUAAUGUCACAGACUUAUAACAAAGUAUACAAAUGAAUUUUAAAAGAGAGAAGUUUAUAUUUAUAUAUUUUCACUUCAUACCUUGGCAAACAGUGGCUAUCAAAGUUAUUUACAAAUCAUGUUUAUAAUACAAUCAAACUUUUUUUAAACAAUCAUUUAUAUCAUGUAUAACAAUCAUCUAUAAAAUUUUAAUCUUUUUAUGAUAUUUGUAAUCUAUCUGUCGACUGAAAUUUCCAUUUCUGUUCCCAUUGGUGUAUUAAACUGGCUUCUGUGGAGAGCAAGCCACUUGGUUUUUUUUUAUAGAAUAGCAGUAGUACCUUUUACUGGCACUCACAUUGUUCACAUUGUAAUAGUCAAUGAAUACCAUCUGAAGAACUACUACUGCUAUCUCUCUUUAAUGUAAGAGGAAGGAGGGGAUGUAGGGAUGUGCACCACAUGUUUGACAAUAUUUGCACCAGUGAGAACAGACUCUGUCUACUUCUUCAAAUCUCUGACAUCUUUCAUAUUUUUACUUCCUGAAUGUGUUUUUUAAAUCAAAUGUAAACUAUUUUCAGGAUUUUUUUAAUGUGAUGUUAUUAUUAUUACUUGAAAUUGUCUUUAUAUUCUAUAUUCUGAAAAUAGCUGUUUUCAGCAUUAUGAAAGAUUGAAAACAAAACCACAUUUAUUAAAUCAAUGAUCUGUUUGAAAGAAAAGGUGAAUUUAUUAUUUGGACUUUUGCAAUUAUCUGAAUCAAAGCUGUGCUAUUUUUUCGGUUUUGUGUAUGAGAGGAUUUCACCAUGUUAUAUUGGUGAUGAGAGAUAAAACACAUUUACCUCUGUGCUAUAUCAUUGUAUAUGGAAAGGGGCAAUAACAAAAAAAAAACUAAUUGCAUUGUAUACUAGUAGAAUAAUGUGUGCAUAGUGAUUGAUAGGCUGUAAUUAAUAUGUGACUAAUGAAUCAUGUUAUUGUAAAAUUGAACUGUGGCAAGAUAUUGAAGUUAACUUGCACAGAUGCAGUGUAAUGUGAAAAGUCAGAAACGGAGUAGAUUAAUGUUAUGACAUUUUGUAAGGGUAUUGUUUUCCCCCUCUGUCUUUUUGUCUCCUGUGCAAACUUGUGACUUGGGCGUCUGUCCUUCAUUGUAAAUGAAUUUGAUUUGGGCUAGCUUCGUGGAAGUUGCUAUUAUGAUUGAAUAUCAUCCAGUUAGUAAUGGUCACAUGUAUGAUUUGUAAACGUUAAACUUAUGAUAAUGGUAUCCUAGGACUGUGAAUAACACGCAGGGACAAUCGAUGGUUGCACUCUACCAUGUUUUUUGGGGGUAAGUGGUGAAUAAACCAAUGAUAAUCCAUCA
Molecule: messenger RNA, 5264 nt
Organism: Lytechinus variegatus (green sea urchin)
Lineage: Eukaryota; Metazoa; Echinodermata; Echinoidea; Temnopleuroida; Toxopneustidae
Product: advillin-like
Exons: 26
Coding region: 172-2721 (849 amino acids)
Biological process (GO): barbed-end actin filament capping; cytoskeleton organization; actin filament severing
Cellular component (GO): actin cytoskeleton; cytoplasm
Molecular function (GO): actin filament binding; phosphatidylinositol-4,5-bisphosphate binding
Source: RefSeq, a predicted model, not a curated record